AACGUAUUAUUGGAUCUAAGAACCUCGAUAUGGACCUUGAUCUGAUUGGUUGCCUACUAACCAUAUUUUGUUAAGCGAACUCUCAUUGGCUAAUGGUGGUACGUUCAAAUCCUCCAGAUCUGACAAGGAGCUAAAAAUCCGUUGAUUAAAACUGUGUGAAAACAGAAUCAUUGCCUUAUGUCAAGAAAGAAACCAUCACUUGCCCUUAAUAAAGUGCAAGCACCAGGAUUUCUAAAAUAUGACUUGAGUAAGAUACCACCAAAGUUAAGGAGGAAAAGUAAUGUUUGUGCUGCAAGCAGUUCUGCUAAAUUUGUCAAGAAAUCAGCUCCAUUGUCCAUAUUCAAUGAAGAGUUAGACGUGCCAAAUGAAGUUCCUCCGACCAUGGAAGAAGUUUCUGCAGCAUCCUGCAGUAUUCCUAUUGAGAACAAUUUCAAACUUUAUUGUCUUGGAAUUGUUGAAUCACAGUAUUUUUGUCCGUGCAAUGGCAGCAUGACUGUAUUUGCUCUGGCUGAUUUUGAUGAAACAAGAAAGGAACUUCAGAAGCAUCAGAUACAAACUGUGAGAAGGAAAGCAGUCAAAUUUGAAGGAGACACUCGAUGGAUUUGCUUCUGCUCCUGUAAUCCACUGCAUGCAGAAUAUGUGGAUGCAUUGUCUGCAAAUCUACUUACUUCAUAUGAAGACUUCUCAGAAACGAAAUGUAUACAUGUUAGAGUGGUUGAGAAGUUCACUGAUGAAUUUGAUGAUAUUUCCCCGGAUGUGUACUUCUCAGAGCAUUCAUAUGGCAAAAAAGAGACAGAGGGACUGAAAGAGCUGUCGCUUUUCUUUGUAAUGGAUUUGUGGGUUUGAGAAUUCAUGCAUCCAUGCAGAUUUACCAGAAAAGAGAGAGAACGAGCACAUGGCGAAAUCUGUCCUGGAAUGGAAGCUUGAUGGAAGAACUGUUCCUCCUGACCACUUAUUCACCAGUUUUAUUGCAAUUUAUCCAGACACCAGGUUGACCAAAGUGAGAUUUGGAAAUGGACUGGAACCUGAUACAUUCAACUCCAUAUAUUUCAAGUGUCUGAUCGUCUUCAUAAUAUCCGAUGUUAUACCGGUAUCCACUGUGUUCAUUCUGGAAUCCGUGAAGUUUGUGAUAAUCGUGUGUAAAUGUUGUGUUGUACCCAUAGUAUUAUAUCCCGGAAUGUGUUCCAAUUAGUGAUUGCUGAGGACCAUGGAGACUGGUGCUGUGAAAUGAACUUAGCAAUGUGACAUAUUCACCUGAUUAUGUUUUGCUUAUAUUUUGUAUAAUGUAUGUUUUUUAAAGGGAAUUUGAUUGAAAUGCACCACUCAAUUUUAGUCAAAUGCAUAGCAUUUGUCUUUAAAGGGGGAGGAAUGUGGUAGAUCGGGAUUUCAUUUCUAUUUAUUAUUAUAAGUAUUCCGAUCCCGAUGUGAUUUUAUUCCAUUACUUUGGUAACGCCCACUUUAUACGAACGCCAAUAACUUUAAUGACAGUUGUCUUUGUUCUCUUUUCCGUAUAUAAACCAGUGUAAGUCCUUAUUUGAAGAGGGAGACGGCUGGUUUCGCUAGCUACUUUUCUCCAAGCAGAGAGGGGGAGGGAGACGGCUGGUUUCGCUAGCUACUUUUCUCCAAGCAGAGAGGGGGAGGGGGACGGCUGGUUUCGCUAGCUACUUUUCUCCAAGCAGAGAGGGGGAGGGAGACGGCUGGUUUCGCUAGCUACUUUUCUCCAUGCAGAGAGGGGGAGGGAGACGGCUGGUUUCGCUAGCUACUUUUCUCCAAGCAGAGAGGGGGAGGGAGACGGCUGAUUUCGCUAGCUACUUUUCUCCAAGCAGAGAGGGGGAGGGAGACGGCUGGUUUCGCUAGCUACUUUUCUCCAAGCAGAGAGGGGGAGGGAGACGGCUGGUUUCGCUAGCUACUUUUCUCCAAGCAGAGAGGGGUAGGGAGACGGCUGGUUUCGCUAGCUACUUUUCUCCAAGCAGAGAGGGGGAGGGAGACGGCUGGUUUCGCUAGCUACUUUUCUCCAAGCAGAGAGGGGGAGGGAGAAGGCUGGUUUCGCUAGCUACUUUUCUCCAAGCAGAGAGGGGUAGGGAGACGGCUGGUUUCGCUAGCUACUUUUCUCCAAGCAGAGAGGGGGAGGGAGACGGCUGGUUUCGCUAGCUACUUUUCUCCAAGCAGAGAGGGGGAGGGGGACGGCUGGUUUCGCUAGCUACUUUUCUCCAAGCAGAGAGGGGGAGGGAGACGGCUGGUUUCGCUAGCUACUUUUCUCCAUGCAGAGAGGGGGAGGGAGACGGCUGGUUUCGCUAGCUACUUUCUCCAAGCAGAGAGGGGGAGGGAGACGGCUGGUUUCGCUAGCUACUUUUCUCCAAGCAGAGAGGGAGAGGGAGACAGCUGGUUUCGCUAGCUUCUUUUCUCCUGAGUCCCCGUCUCUUCUGUCUCUUUGAGGUCCCUGUUAAAGUUUGGUUUUAGGGUUGGGGAUUUUAAGUACUUGAUAUUGACUUGUGUACCUAUUUUGUUAAUAUAAUAAUAAAUUUAUAAAGGGUUGUUAA
This is a messenger RNA of Magallana angulata, 2540 nucleotides long. RefSeq lists its product as uncharacterized. The record is from RefSeq and is a predicted model, not a curated record. The transcript has 8 exons. NCBI's taxonomy places the organism in Eukaryota, Metazoa, Mollusca, Bivalvia, Ostreida, Ostreidae. Bases 178 to 846 code for a protein of 222 amino acids.